AUGCUCAGACUCCUCCUCAUCAGCACCGCCGCGCCCCGAGCCGCACCGCUCGACGCAUCACCACGCGCACGACAAACGCGCCGCAACAUCCUCGGCUGCGGCAGCGCCAUCGGCAUCAUCGCUGCGGCCGCGAACGCGGUACCACCACCAAAAACCAACGUCACCGAAGCGCUAGCAAAAAACAAGGUCGUUGUCCGCCGUCAGGACCUACUGACCGAGGUCGUAAUAGACCCGAAGACGGGCGACGAGCUCCGCGAGAUCCAGCUGCCCGCGGGCUACCCCAAGUCACUGAGGCCGCCGCGUCUCGUCGAGCGCCGCGUCUCAGAAGCGGAGCUCGCGCUGGCCGCGGUCGUCGCGGGAGGCACGACGGAGAUCGCGCGCGUCGCCGCGCUGCACCCGCUCGCGACGCUCAAGUCGCGGGCACAGGCGCGCCCGGGCACGGGCCCGCUCGCGUUGAUCGACGCCGACGGCAACGGCAUCAUCGAGCCGCGGGAAGUGAAGGACCUCUACGCGGGCCUCGUGCCGUCCGUGUCCGCGGCCGCGCGCGCGCGCUCGGCGUCCUGUUUUUGGGGUCGCGUCGAUGGCGUACCGCUUUACCACGUCGAUGGCGUACCGCUCCGCGCCGUCGAGGCGACGCCGCGUCGAUGGCGUACCGCUCCACGCCGUCGAGGCGACGUCGAUGGCGUCGCGCCCCACACCAUCAAUACAACAGUUCCGUGCCCCGCGCAGCCGCGGCCGCGACGUACUACGCCGCGCGCGAAGUCUCGCGGCGGGUCCUCGCGCCCCUGGCGCCGCCGCCGCUCGCGCUGGCCCUGCUCUCGGCGUCGGCCGCGUCGGCGGCGGCGCUCGUGGUCCGCGCGCCGGCCGACGUGCUCGCGACGCGCGCUCAGGUCCGGCGGCGCGGCGAGGAGGUCGCCACAACGACUGCCGAGGCGGCGGCCGUCGGCUUCCGGCGCUGGCCGACGCUCUUCGCGGCCGAGCUGCCGUACAGCCUGCUGCGGAUCCUGGGUCUCGCGGCGCUCGACGCGACCACGCCCACGAAAGGCGGCGUCCUCGACGCGACGGCGCGGACCGUCGCGGUCGCGGUCGUCGCGGCGCUCCUCACGACGCCGCUCGACGUCGCGCGGACGCGCGUCCUGCUCCGGACCGCGCCCGGCGCCGCGGAAUCGGGCCCGCCCGCGCUCGCGGCGACGCUGGCGGAGGUCGCGGCGGAGGGCUCGCUCUUCUCGGGCGCCGCGCUGCGCGUCGCGUACACAGGAGUCGUCGUGGCGGCGUCCAUCCCGCUCCGGACGCUCUUCUACGUCGGGCUCCGGGACUGGAUCAUCCUCGACGAGGUGUUCCAGUUCGACGCAAUCACGUGAGUUUCCUCUCUGGGUAAUUGUGAUUUUGUUAUG
This is a messenger RNA of Pelagomonas calceolata, 1394 nucleotides long. Lineage: Eukaryota; Pelagophyceae; Pelagomonadales; Pelagomonadaceae. The record is from the annotation of a GenBank genome assembly.